AUGGAUGAAUUUGUUCCGAGAAAAUCAAAAUAUUGUCCGGACUGUUAUAAACAUAGUAGGAUCUCUUUUGGAUGGUGUAAAGAUUGUGAAACUGAUUUUAUGAAGGGAAGAUUUCCUUAUUGGUCAUCAGGAAAUAGAGAUGUUGAUGAAUUAAUCCGUCAUACUCAAUUAAAUUCCUCACAAACUUGUGAUUAUUUGGAAUGGAUUCCAUUUGAGGUAUUUGAUAUGGUUAAAUAUAUUGGGAGUGGUGGAUUUAGUAGCAUUUAUUCAGCCCUUUGGAUGGAAGGACCCAGAUUGAAUUGGGAUGAUGGAUUGCAAGAAUGGACUCGAACUGGUCCAAUAAAAGUUGCUUUGAAACGACUUGAUAAUUCAAUAAAUAUUACAAGUUCUUACGUUGAACAGAUUAAAGCACAUCAUAAAUGUAUUCAGUCAGCUUCAUUUGCCGAAAUGUUUGGGAUUACGAUGGAUCCAACUUCUAAUUAUAUGUUAGUCAUGAAGUAUUACAGAAGUGGCAACCUGUACCAAUAUCUAGACCGUUCCAAUGGAAUCCUUUCUUGGCGUGAUAUUAUAGACAUGUUAUGGGGUAUUGCUGGAGGUCUUGAAAGAAUUCAUACUGAAGGUAAAGUUCUUAAAAAUCUUCACGGAGGAAAUUUGCUUAUUGGAGAUGAAGAAAUUUCUAUAGAUACCGGAGAUGUUUAUAUAGACACUUAUAUUAGUGAUGUGGGUCUUUAUGGACCAAGAUAUAAUCCUAGAAGUUCCGAUCAAAUUUAUGGAGUUUUGCCAUACGUUGCACCGGAAGUUUUACGCGGUGAAAAUUAUAGUACCGCUUCUGACAUUUAUUCAUUCGGUAUUAUAAUGUAUACACUUGCGACUGGAGAAAGACCUUGGUAUAAUGAAGCACACGAUAUUAAUUUAGCGAAAAAUAUCUGUGACGGUAAGAGACUUGAAAUUCCUGAGGAUACACCGAAAUUUUAUGUAGAAUUAAUACGAAAAUGUUGGGACAAUGAACCAGAAAAACGUCCUACUGCAACUUAUUUAUAUAAAAAAUUAAAUUGGAUUAAUUUAAUUCUGGAUCCUUUUGAUGAUGAUUAUUAUAUUUCUGAAGAAAAAAGGCGUAAAAUAAUUUCCCAAUUGCCUAAAUCAUAUACUCAUCCGGAAAUACACCCAGAAGCAUAUUAUACAAGUAGACUUCUAUAUUUUCCAGAAUUAUAA
Rhizophagus irregularis DAOM 181602=DAOM 197198 is the source of this 1212-nucleotide messenger RNA. RefSeq lists its product as uncharacterized. Gene Ontology annotation, cellular component: cytoplasm. Gene Ontology annotation, biological process: protein phosphorylation; signal transduction. The record is from RefSeq and is a predicted model, not a curated record. Gene Ontology annotation, molecular function: ATP binding; protein kinase activity. NCBI's taxonomy places the organism in Eukaryota, Fungi, Glomeromycota, Glomeromycetes, Glomerales, Glomeraceae.